AUGGCUUUGAACCAGAACCUGUUCAAUGCGGACGAGGGUGUCACGUACGAUGCGAUUGUGAUCGGUGCCGGUGUGAUCGGGCCCUGUGUCGCCACGGGGCUGGCCAGGAAGGGCAAGAAGGUGCUUAUUGUGGAGAGGGACUGGGCUUUGCCGGACAGAAUUGUCGGCGAGUUGAUGCAGCCAGGUGGUGUCCGUGCGUUGCGGUCUCUCGGGAUGGUGCAGUCGAUUAACAAUAUCGAGGCCGUGCCAGUCACUGGGUAUACUGUGAUGUUCAACGGCGAGAAGGUCGACAUUCCGUACCCUUACAAGUCCGAUGUCGAGCCAGUACACAAAGUUAAGGAUUUGGUUCGCGAUGGGAACGAUCAAGUGUUGGACGAUGGCCAUAUCACGAAAAAGGACUUCGAGACAGAUGAGAGGGAGAGAGGUGUUGCCUUCGUUCACGGGAAGUUCUUGGAUAACUUGAGAGCCAUUGUCAGGAAUGAGCCAAACGUUACCUGCGUGCAGGGGAACUGUGUGGAGGUUUUGAAGGACGCUCAGAACAACAACGAGGUUAUCGGUGCCAAGAUUGACAUCGAGGGCCGUGGGAAAGUGGACUUCAAGGCACACAUUACUUUUGUCUGCGACGGUAUUUUCUCCCAUUUCAGAAAGGAGUUGAACCCAGAACAUGUCCCCACUGUGGGGUCAUCCUUCGUUGGUAUGUCUCUGUACCACGCUAAAAUGCCUACACCAAACCACGGUCACGUCAUCCUUGGUAACAAACACAUGCCAGUCAUCGUGUACCAGAUCUCCCCAGAGGAGACAAGAAUCCUGUGCGCCUUCAACAGCGCUAAAGUGCCCAAAGACUUGAAGGGCUGGAUGCAGAAGGACGUGCAACCAUACAUCCCAGAGGCACUGAGACCAUCGUUCGACGACGCCUUGCAGGCUGGGAAAUUCAGAGCCAUGCCAAACUCCUACCUACCAGCUAGACAGAACGACGUCAUCGGGAUGUGCGUCAUCGGUGACGCUUUGAACAUGAGACACCCACUGACAGGUGGUGGUAUGACCGUCGGGCUUCACGACGUCGUGUUGCUCAUGGACAAGAUCGGUGACUUGGACUUCAGCGACCGUGCCACAAUCCUAGACGAGCUUCUAGACCUGCACUUCGAAAGAAAGAGUCACGGUACUGUCGUCAACGUGCUUUCGAUCGCCCUGUACUCUCUGUUCGCUGCAGACACUCCAAACCUCAAGGCUCUACAGAGAGGCUGUUUCAAGUACUUCCAACGCGGCGGCGACUGCGUCAACGUGCCCGUACAGUUCCUGUCCGGUGUGUUGCCAAACCCACUGUACUUGACUAGAGUGUUCUUUGCCGUGGCCCUGUACACGUGCUACUUGAACAUCGAGGAACGCGGCUUCUUCGGGUUCCCAUUGGGUGUCCUAGAGGGCUUCAUGAUCUUUUUCACCGCCGUCAGAGUGUUCACCCCAUUCAUGCUGGGCGAAUACUUCGGUUAA
Molecule: messenger RNA, 1488 nt
Organism: Huiozyma naganishii CBS 8797
Lineage: Eukaryota; Fungi; Ascomycota; Saccharomycetes; Saccharomycetales; Saccharomycetaceae
Gene: ERG1
Product: squalene monooxygenase
Exons: 1
Coding region: 1-1488 (495 amino acids)
Biological process (GO): ergosterol biosynthetic process
Cellular component (GO): endoplasmic reticulum; membrane
Molecular function (GO): squalene monooxygenase activity; flavin adenine dinucleotide binding
Source: RefSeq, a predicted model, not a curated record